UCUAACACGUCCGCAGUUGGAGAAUAAACAAAGGUCAGUUUCAACUGUAAGUCACACUCGUUCUCAAUCAAGUAUCUCUUCAACUACUACAAUGAGCGGCAGAGGCAAAGGCGGCAAGGGGCUCGGAAAAGGAGGCGCCAAGCGCCACCGCAAAGUUCUUCGCGACAACAUCCAGGGCAUCACCAAACCCGCCAUUAGACGUCUGGCUCGCCGCGGCGGAGUCAAGCGUAUCUCCGGCCUGAUCUACGAAGAGACCCGCGGUGUCCUCAAGGUCUUCCUGGAGAACGUGAUCCGUGACGCCGUCACUUAUACUGAGCACGCCAAGAGGAAGACGGUCACGGCCAUGGAUGUGGUGUACGCUCUCAAGAGGCAGGGCCGCACCCUGUAUGGCUUCGGCGGUUAAAUUCAUCGGCUAUCUCCCAUCAACCCAACGGCUCUUUUAAGAGCCACA
Molecule: messenger RNA, 451 nt
Organism: Hippocampus zosterae (dwarf seahorse)
Lineage: Eukaryota; Metazoa; Chordata; Actinopteri; Syngnathiformes; Syngnathidae
Product: histone H4
Exons: 1
Coding region: 92-403 (103 amino acids)
Biological process (GO): nucleosome assembly
Cellular component (GO): nucleosome
Molecular function (GO): DNA binding; structural constituent of chromatin; protein heterodimerization activity
Source: RefSeq, a predicted model, not a curated record